UAGUAAACCACCAAUCUGAUUUUAUAAGCACACAUAUACAUAGAUCAAUCAGUUAAAUUAAUUUGAUUGGAUCACUGUUUCACUCUCAAUAUUCUCUCUUACAAUCUCUUAUCUAUUAUUUCAUGAAACCACAUAAUUUCCAUCACAAAAACAACAUAUGGAGUGCACCAUGAUCCUCAAGAACCUCAUAUUCUCUUCACCAAGAUGGUUGUAUUCCCAUUUAUGGCUUUCAGACAUAACAAUGGGGCUCUUCAUCAUCUUCAUAUCCAAAUCCAUAAUUCAAAGUCUCACGACAAGAGGUCCUAUGAUAUGGCCGAUUGUUGGAUCGUUUCCAACGGUUGCCUUAAAUGCCUUUAACAUGUAUGAAUGGGGUAGCAAAGCUUUGAUCAAAUCUGGUGGAACAUUUUCCUAUAGAGGUCUUUGGAUGGGUGGCACUUUUGGGAUUGUCACAAGUGAUCCUAUUAAAAUCGAAUACAUGCUCAAGACAAAUUUCAAAAAUUUCCCAAAAGGGAAAGCUUAUAAAGAAAGAUUCUAUGAUUUUCUUGGAGAUGGGAUCUUUAACGCCGAUGACGAGUUGUGGAGGAUGCAGCGUCGUGUGGCAAACUCGGAAAUGCAUUCUACUCGCUUCAUACGCUUCUCCAUGGACUCCAUUAAGACACUUGUGCAUGACAAGUUGUUGAAGCUUUUAGAUGCUAAAAAGGGGUGUGUUAUUGAUUUGCAAGAUGUGCUUCUUCGUUUUACUUUUGACAAUACUUGUGCAGUCGCAUUUGGUGUCGAUUCGGGGUGUUUGGAUGUUGAAUUACCAGAAAUGCCCUUCGCGAAGGCAUUUGAGAAGGUGACUUUUAUGAUUUUGAUGAGGUUUUUGACCCCUCGUUACCUUUGGAAGCCACUAAAGUUUUUCAGAUUAGGGUUUGAGAAAACACUACAAGAAGCUGUCAAAGUUGUGCACGAUUUCGCUGAAAAAACUGUAAGAGAAAGAAAAAUGGAAUUAUUAUCCAACAAAGAAGGCAUAAAGGGCACUUCAAGGUGUGAUCUUUUGUCAAGACUUAUUAUAAUGGAACAAGAUAAAAAAGAAAAGUUUUUUUCUGAUAAACUGCUUCGAGAUUUUUGCAUGAGUUUCAUCUUAGCAGGUAGAGACACAAGCUCAGUGGGAUUAUCAUGGUUUUUCUGGUUAGUUGCCAAAAAUCCAUCUGUUGAAACACGAAUUCUCGAGGAAAUCCAUGACAUCUUACGAAAGCGAGAAGAACCCUACAAGGAAAAUCAAGAAAACAUAAUAUUUACAUUAGAAGAGCUGAAAAACAUGACUUAUCUACAAGCAGCAAUAUCUGAAUCCUUACGUUUAUACCCUCCUGUCUCAUUUGAUCACAAAGAGCCACAAGAAGACGAUGUUUUCCCAGAUGGGACUCCAGUUCGAAAGGGUGCACGAGUUGUAUACAUGAUGUAUGGCAUGGCUAGAAUGGAGAGCCUUUGGGGUAAAGACUGUUGUGAGUAUCGGCCUGAAAGGUGGAUUAAAGAUGGUAAAUUUGUGAGGGAGAGCCAGUUCAAGUACACAGUGUUUAAUGCUGGUCCACGGAUGUGUGUGGGCAAAAAGUUUGCAUAUAUGCAAAUGAAAAUGAUUGCUGCUUCGAUUUUACUAAGGUAUAGAUUGAAACUCGUUGAAGGACAAAAAGUAUGUCCAAAAGUAAACACUACACUUUAUAUGAAGCAUGGGCUAUUGGUCAUAAUGGAGCCUAGGGCAAAGUUAAUAGAUUGAUGUUGAAUUUCAUGUAAUUCCUUUAAUGUAAUGGUUGUGAACUUAUUUGGAUUGUUA
Molecule: messenger RNA, 1810 nt
Organism: Helianthus annuus (common sunflower)
Lineage: Eukaryota; Viridiplantae; Streptophyta; Magnoliopsida; Asterales; Asteraceae
Product: cytochrome P450 86B1
Exons: 1
Coding region: 158-1753 (531 amino acids)
Molecular function (GO): heme binding; oxidoreductase activity, acting on paired donors, with incorporation or reduction of molecular oxygen; monooxygenase activity
Source: RefSeq, a predicted model, not a curated record